GCGGCCGCGUGCACCUCGUGCUACCUUGCCUGCCGCCUGAACGGCUUUCCCCUCGGGCACCGGGGCCUCGGUAAUCCGCGCAGGCUGCGCGCACGGCUGGUCUGAAUUAAGGCUCAUUUUAGAUCGAGGCGGUUGCUCCCACGUGAGCUGCCUAAAGGUCGGGCUCGGCUUCCUGUUUGCGCUCCGGCGUGGAUCCCGUGCUGGCCCUCGAGGCGAUGCGCGCGCUCGGCCUGCCUUGACCUCAGUAAAGCCCCUCGUUUGAGGCUAGCUGCUCCGUGCCUGCUGACUACAGUGGCCUGAGCUCGGGGUUCGUGCUGGGGAGGGCUCCCUGCGGCUGGGCGCCCAGGCCCUCACCGUGGCUCCCUGGAUGGCAUCUGCGGGGUCCGGACAGACCACGGCUGUCAAGGCUGAGGCGUCCCUGAGGGCUCCCCCGGCAGCAUGCGAGAUCUUAGUUCCCUGACCAGGGAUUGAACCCGCGACCUCUGCAUUGGAAGCACAGAGUCUUAACCACUGGACCAGCAGGGAAGCCCCCAGCUGGGUGUUGACAUGGACGCGGCUUCCUCUUGCACUCCUGGAACGUUCCCUCGUCGGGCCAGCUCCACACCAUGAGAUGCCAGGCUGCCCAGAGAGGUCCCGUGAAGGAAGACGGGGCCCCAGCGGAGUGCCCACUGACCACAGGCAUCCACGGUGGACCAUUCCACCCAGGCGAGCUUUGGGGCAACAGCGGACACACAGACACAGGUGCAGUACCCAGCUGAUCCCAGCAGCCCACGUGAUGUAAGUGGUGGCUGAUCUAAGACACUUAAGUUUUGGGUAUACAGGGGGUACCAUUUUUUAUCUGUUCAGCAUCCCAUCCUUUGGGGGAGCCAACCUGGCCCCCUCCAGGUGGUCCCCAGCCCCCCUCCUUCCCCCCCUUUCCCCUCUGUUGCCGUCACAGGUUGGCCCUGCCCGUCUUCCAGAAUCUCCCUCUGGGGCUGGAGGUGUUUGGAGCUUAGUCAUCUCGUGGGCUUGCCCUUAAAAACCCAGGUUUUCUCAUUCUAGCUGCUCGGCUGGCUUCUAGGUCACGUGCCAACACUGGCCCCUCUCCCCCCUCCCUCCACACCAUCUCAAGUUAGUUUCUCGUGUUUCCACUAAGGAACCACGAAUGACACAAACGUUGGCAGGAGGGAGGAGAUGGGAGGCCACUGUGCCCUGGGCCAGGGGCUUGGGGACAAGUUCUCACCUGAGAAGGGAGAGGUUCCCGAGGUCCCAGGGUCCGUGGCCCUGUUGCCGAGAGCUGAACUGCUGAUCGUGUCCAGUGGGGGGUCUGCACGGCUGCCCCUGACAGCGGUGGGCCGUGGAGAGGGGCUCGCCGACCCCGCAGUUCUCACCCGGCUGCGGAUGAUGCGCAGGGCUGGUUGGCUGGCUGCUCUGCUCAGAGACUCCGUGCCGGCGCCCCUGGGCUGAAAUCCUGGAAAACUGAACUGGGGGCAGAGCCCACAGGCGCUGCACGUGGCACUGGCUGAACUUGCAGUCACUGCAACAAGAGUGGGGCGUUCGCUGGAAAAGGCUGGAAGCGGUUGUUUGAAAGUCAACACCUGGGAGGCCUGGGAAGCCCCCAACCCAGAGGGAGCAGUUCCCGCGCUGGUGGACGGGUCGGGAAUUCCCACAGCUCUGCCUUGCUCCCAGAAGGCUCCGGGCAGCGAUCCCGAGGGUAGCCUGGGGACAGAGAGCUUCCACAGAGGGAAAUGGAAGGAGUCGUGGGUUUCCGUCACCAUUUGUGAGACAAGGACCUGCCCUCCGGACGAUGAGUGUGCCCUGCAGGCCGGUCCACUGAAUGCCCUCCAUCUGGGGGGGCAGAGAGCAGUUGGCCCCUCGUUAGAACUGGCCCUGGGCGCCCCCUCCACCUCACCCGCCCACCGGAACCUGGCUCUGCCACCCGGGAGUGCGAGUCUACCUCUCUUCAUCUGGGCCUGGGAGUCCUCAGGGCCCCCCAGGCCUGCCCACACCUGUUCCUCCUGGGCCUUUGCUGCUGAACCCCUGGGAGGGGUCAGCCUGGUGACUCUGGGGGCCCAGGGCUCUGUCCUGUCUGGGGCCAGUGGGCCAGGCAGCACGUGGGCCGGGGGGCAGGGCCGGUCCCUUGGGUGGCACGGCCCCUCCUCCCAGCCUUUACUCAUUAGCCAGACUGUGUGGUGCCCCGGCCGGCUGGGCGAGGCUGGCUGCGUGGGUGCUCUGGCCUGUGGCGUGGCUGCUGCCCGGGCUCGGAAUGGACGGCCCCCAGGACAUGGUCCCCCCGGGCCGAGGGAGCCGCUGCCCUGCCCUCCGCAGGCUGGUCCCUGUCGGCUUCGGGGCCGAGGCGAGGACGCUCGUUGUCCUUUCUGGACCCCUGUUCCUCUUCCAGAUGCUGAACUUCAUGACCUACGUCGUGAGCUCGGUGUUCUGCGGACACCUGGGCAAGGUGGAGCUGGCAGCAGUGACCCUCUCGGUGGCCUUCGUCAAUGUCUGCGGAGUUUCCAUUGGAUUUGGCUUGUCCUCGGCCUGUGACACCUUAAUGUCCCAGGGAGACUUGGCAGGUGCUCUCGCGCCGGGGGGCGGGGGGCGAUGCCUCCCCCAUCGGGAGCUGUUGGCGAGCCAGGCACGACGGGCGGACGGAGGCUGGGGCUCAGCAAACAGCUGCUGCUGUCCCUCUAGCUUCGGCAGCCCCAACAGGAAGCACGUGGGAGUCAUCCUGCAACGCGGCGCGCUGAUUCUGCUGCUUUGUUGCUUUCCCUGCUGGGCGCUCUUCCUCAACACCCAGCACAUCCUGCUGCUCUGCAGGCAGGACCCGGCCGUGUCCAGGCUGGCCCAGGAGUACGUGCAUGUUUACAUCCCAGCGCUCCCGGCAAAUUUUCUUUACAGCCUGCUGGCCAAAUAUCUGCAAAAUCAGGGCAUCAUGUGGCCCCAGGUCCUCAGCGGCGUCGUGGGCAACUGCGUCAACGGGCUGGCCAACUACAUCCUGGUUUCCGUGCUGGGCCUGGGGGUCAGGGGCUCGGCCUGUGCCAACACGGUCUCCCAGUUCACGCAGGCUGUCUUCCUGCUGCUCUGCGUCGUGAAGAAGAAGCUGCACCUGGACACGUGGGCAGGCUGGUCCAGCCAGUGCCUGCAGGGCUGGGGCCCCUUCUUCCGCCUGGCCGUGCCCAGCAUGCUCAUGACUUGCAUUGAGUGGUGGGCCUACGAGAUCGGGAGCUUCCUCAUGGUUCUUCCCUUCUUCAUCACACCUCGUACACAGAGGAGAGACCCUGACCCUGUAACACCUGGGCAGGGGUCUCCUGGAGGGCUGGAGCCCAAGCGGGAGCGUCCUUUGCUGCAUCUGCCCUUGGAAACCACUGGCCCCUUGGCCCCCGAGCGAGGGGCUUGCUGUCAGCCCAGGGCUGUGGGCUGGCCGGCCGGGCACUCACCAUGUCCCCCGCCACCCCCAGGCCGGCUCAGCGUGCUCGACCUCUCUGCGCAGGCCAUCAUCUACGAGGUGGCCACUGUCGUCUACAUGAUUCCCAUGGGGCUCAGCAUCGCGGUCUGUUUCCGAGUGGGGACGGCCCUGGGAGCCGCAGACACCGUGCAAGCCAAGCGAUCUGCCGUCUCAGGCACCCUCUGCACAGUUGGCACCUCGCUGGUCGUGGGCACCCUGUUGAGCCUCCUGAGGAAUAAACUGGGCCACAUCUUUACCAAUGACGAGGAAGUGGUCGCCUUGGUCAGCAAGGUCCUGCCGCUUUACGUCGUCUUCCACCUGUUUGAGGCAGUCUGUUGUCUCUACGGUGGGGUCCUGAGAGGGACCGGCAGGCAGGCCUUCGGGGCCGUCGUGAACGCCAUCACGUACUACGUCAUCGGCCUCCCGCUGGGCGUCGUGCUGACCUUCGUGGUCGGGCUGGGGAUCACGGGCCUCUGGCUGGGCAUGCUGGCCUGUGUCUGCCUGGCCGCCGCGGCCUUCGUCACCUACACCGCCUGCAUGGACUGGAAGCGGGCUGCGGAGGAGGUGCAGAAACGUGUGGGGCUGCCGCCCCAGGCCGCUGAGAGCACAGCCCCCAGCCUCAGACCCGGGCCUGAGAGAGCGGUCGUAUCUUCAGUGGCUACGGGCAGCUACCCUGGCGUGACCCUGACAAUGUACUCAAGGCCCGAGGCCCAUCUGGACCUCUUCGGGACUCCAGGAGCAGCCCAACCCCUGCCAGCUCCCCCUGGCAGACUGUCGGCCAAACAGCUGGCCAUCCGCCGAGGGGCUGCUCUGGGGGCAGCGACGGGCACGCUGGUAGUGGGGCUUGUCAUCAGGGUCCUGACUGCCAGGCCCUAGCAAGAAAGGAAGCAGAGUGGCUGCCCACCCCACAUCCUCAAAAACAGACCUUUAGCCAGUGCCUUGUGUGAUGUAACAGGUCUGAACUGCGGUUAACUGCUCUUUAGAAGACCUCAACUGACCGGAAGACGAGGCUCCUGGGGUUGCUACCAUUAUUCAGUAACGUAAAUGGCUUCAAAUUGGAGAUUUCAAGUCAAAACAAAAUGGCAAAUAGCGCCGUUACAUUAAGAAGUGCAUAUUUCUAGGCUGAGUCUGCUGCCCAAGUCUGUACACAAACUUUGUGAAGCUCUGGAAAGGGGGCCAGGAGGCCCCGCACGGAGACCCCCAUCUGCGUCCUGCCCACGCACCCUCCGCAGAUCCAGGCGCCGUGAGGCCCCGACCAGGGCCGGGCUGGUCACCUUUCCUUCAGUCCUCUCGUGGCAUCCGCAUUUUCACGUAUCACAGACCUUGAGAAACACCUUUCAUACAGUAGCAAUAAGAUACAAACAAGGGCAGUGAAGCCCAGAUCGUUGGGCCACGUGGCCUCGGGCUGGAAUCUGAUGCUGAUCCAAGUUCUAGGAUGCUUUUGAGGCCUGGGACUCGUGACCAUUUCUGGGCUCCAGGCCGCACACCGCCACCCAGUGCGGGCAGCCUGGCCUCUGUCAUCAUCAGUCCCUUCAGCAUCAGUAGCUAUAAACACACCCACAGACAGACGGAUUUAUUGAUCAAGGUCAAUAGGAAACAAGGAUGCAGAGUGCAAACCCUGGUUCUGAAGAGUCAACACGCCAUGGAUCCUGCUGCAGGCCCUCCGCCCACAGGAAAGCAGAAGCCUGCAUCCUCACGUGACAUGAAGACAGCUUCUGCACCCAAACACAACGACCAGGUACGGAGCACAGAAGGGUCACGUCACGUGUCCUAAGGUUGAGAGGUAUUGAGGAAGAAGGACUCCAUGCUCAAGUAAGUUUGGGAAACAACACACAUCGGCACGUCAAAGGUUCUGUAGGCCUGGGAUCUUUAAGAUGCUGGUGUGCUUUACAAACCCCUUCUAGGCAGGGUCGGCAGUGGGGCCAGUUUUUGUGUAAAACCUUAUGGGAUUGGUGUCUCGUGAACGUGCUUACAGAAAUACUUGUUUUGGGUCAGCAGAUGGGGAAGGAGGAUAUAGUUGGGAAAAAAAAAACCUAUCUACUCUAUAGAUUAUUUUUAAAAACAACCCACAGAUGACAAAGUAAAACUUGAGAAAAAUCUUCUUGGCUGAGAAUUUAAAAUGAGAAAAAAUCAGUUAAAGAAAGGUGACCAACACCACCUUUCAAUAGAUAAAGGCAAAAAAGUGGAUUUAUAGUUGGAGAAAACUUGUGGUCAAAGAAUUGUCUCCAACAGGGGAUAUCUGAAAACGAGGA
Molecule: messenger RNA, 5676 nt
Organism: Orcinus orca (killer whale)
Lineage: Eukaryota; Metazoa; Chordata; Mammalia; Artiodactyla; Delphinidae
Gene: SLC47A2
Product: solute carrier family 47 member 2
Exons: 20
Coding region: 2246-4300 (684 amino acids)
Biological process (GO): xenobiotic detoxification by transmembrane export across the plasma membrane
Cellular component (GO): membrane
Molecular function (GO): xenobiotic transmembrane transporter activity; antiporter activity
Source: RefSeq, a predicted model, not a curated record